Bactrocera neohumeralis is the source of this 1229-nucleotide messenger RNA. Its product is annotated as trypsin alpha-3-like. Lineage: Eukaryota; Metazoa; Arthropoda; Insecta; Diptera; Tephritidae. The transcript has a single exon. Gene Ontology annotation, biological process: proteolysis. Gene Ontology annotation, molecular function: serine-type endopeptidase activity. The record is from RefSeq and is a predicted model, not a curated record. The coding region runs from base 231 to 1013 and encodes 260 amino acids.
UAAUAUUAUAUCAUAUAUUCAAAUAUUGCUUAGCACUACUAAGAAUUUGAUAUGAGUAUCGAAAAAUUAGUCUAUAUAAGUCUUUGUAAAUUUCGCACGAAUACUAAAAAUCUGAGCUAAAACACAGCGAUAAACUCACAAAUGCGAAACGCCGAUUUCGAUAAACUCCACAGGUGUAUAAAAGCACUACGCGCCCACGGGAACGCAUUCAGUUGUGCCAGUGACUUACUAUGUGUCAAUUUAGUGGACAAUUAGUUAUGCAAUUAAUAUUAUGUUUGGCAUUUGGCCAUAUUUAUGGCCAACAAAUGUUCGAGCGUAUUGUUGGCGGGAGUUCGGUGAUGCAAAAAAAAUAUCCAUAUUAUGUGCGUCUGCACUAUCGGGGAGAGUUCAAUUGCGGCGGUUCGUUGGUGCGGAAUAAUGCUGUACUCACGGCAGCACACUGUGUGAAGGACCCCAGUGGGAAGGACCUCAGUGUGGAGGCACUGAGCGUACACGCGGACACCAUAAAUUUGGGCGACACUGGAGUGGUGAGAACGAUCAAGUACGCGCUGGUUCCAGAAGUAUACGAUGCGAAGACACUAAAUUAUGAUGUAGCGGUGUUGAUACUCUCCUCUGCCAUACCGAGUGCAAGUUUAUCGGUGAUACCAUUGGAUAAGAGCGCGGUCGCUGCCGGUACGAGGUGCCUAGUUAUUGGUCAUGGGGACACCGAAGAAAAGACGCCGGUCUUCUCACGACAAUUACAAGAGAUCCAAGUACCUGUCGUGAGUCGGGCAGUUUGUCAGCGCGAAUAUUACGGUAUCCGCGUUAUUACACAAUAUAUGAUGUGCGCUUCGGAACCGGGCAAAAAGGAUUCGUGUACGGGUGAUUCUGGCGGUCCGAUGAUAUGCAAUGGUAAACAGGCUGGCAUUGUUUCGUGGGGUGAGGGUUGUGGGCGUGUCGAAUAUCCGGGCGUUUACACAGAUAUAAGCAAGGUGUAUGGUUUCAUUGAAAACACACUUAAAAUGUAUCCGUAAGUAGGAAGUGGAACUGAAUUGUAUGUUUUUGCAAUAAGUACUGUUAUCUUUGCUUGACUUAAUGCCAUUACGAUUAAAGAUAUUGUAAUUAUUUAAAUGCAGUAAUUAUUAAAAAUAAAUUAAAUUUCAAUUAAUUGUAACUUAAUUAUAAACAACAUUUGUUAAUAAACGUUAUAGUCACUUUUUACAUACAUACAUAUGUAUGUAUGUAUCUUU